AUGCGUUACGUGGCCGCGUAUUUACUGGCUGUGCUCGGUGGCAAGGCGUCCCCAGCAGCAGCGGACGUAGAGAAGAUCCUCAGCUCUGUUGGUAUUGAGGCUGACGGUGAGAAGCUCAAGAAGGUCAUCGCUGAGCUCAAUGGCAAGAGCGUUGAGGAGCUGAUCGAGCAAGGCCGUGAGAAGCUGUCGUCCAUGCCGGCUGGAGGUGCCGCCCCAGCGGCCGCUGGUGGCGCCGCGCCCGCUGCUGCUGCCGCCGAGGAGAAGAAGGAAGAGAAGGAGACCAAGAAGGAGGAGUCCGAAUCAGAAGAUGAGGACAUGGGCUUCGGUCUGUUUGACUAA
This is a messenger RNA of Spodoptera littoralis (African cotton leafworm), 339 nucleotides long. The record is from the annotation of a GenBank genome assembly. Lineage: Eukaryota; Metazoa; Arthropoda; Insecta; Lepidoptera; Noctuidae.